Molecule: messenger RNA, 864 nt
Organism: Arachis stenosperma
Lineage: Eukaryota; Viridiplantae; Streptophyta; Magnoliopsida; Fabales; Fabaceae
Exons: 1
Coding region: 1-864 (287 amino acids)
Source: RefSeq, a predicted model, not a curated record
AUGAAAGCUAAAGUCCCAAAGAAGUUUAAAGCCCCCGACAUGACCCAGUACGAUGGAACGUCAGAUCCAAGCCAUCAUCUCAGCAAUUUUAGUAGUCGGAUAUAUCUCACAGAUGCCUCAGAUGCAAUCCAUUGUAAAGCCUUCCCAACCACUUUGACCAAAACAGCAAUUAAGUGGUUUAACAGAUUGCCACUAAGGUCAAUUGCAAGCUUUGAUGACCUUGCCAAAAAGUUCCUAGCUAGGUUUUUCAUCCAGAAGGACAAGGCCAUGCAUGCUCCAAGCCUACUAGGGGUUAAGCAAGGAGAUCGGGAAAGCCUCCGUAGUUACAUGGAGAGAUUUAAUAAAGCAUGCUUGGACAUACAGAAUCUCUCUACAGAAGCAGCAGUUAUGGGACUUAUCAACGGUCUACGCAAAGGGCCUUUUACCCACUCUAUAUCCAAUAAGCACCUAACAUCUUUGAACGAGGUACAAGAACGGGCAAAAAAAUACAUCAAUAUGAAGGAGAACUGUCAAUUGGGGGAAGCCUCAAAAUCUGGAUUCUCUUACCCAUCUCAGAAUAAGGAUAAAGAGUCUAGGGAAAAAGAAGACCAACCCACAGAGAAACCUAGAAAGUACCACAAUUACACCCCUCUCUGGGUGUCCCUUAUGGAUGUCUACAAAAAGAUAUGCAAUAUAGAGAAGAUCCCACCCCCUCAUCCGAUUAAGCACAAAAGGGGAGGAAGUCGGACAGAGUAUUGUGAAUACCAUCGAAUCUAUGGGCACCCUACUAACGAGUGCUACGACUUGAAGAAUGUCAUAGAAAAAUUAGCCCAAGAGGGAAAAUUAGAUCGGUUCAUCACCAACACAAGGGACAUACCCAAAUAG